AUGACAUUAUCAAAUGUAUUCUUCUACGUAAUUUCCGUUGUGUCUAUUGCUAUUUCGACUGAAAUAGCUAUAAAUAAUCGACCAUCCGUUGGUAUUAUCCGUUGGGAUGCUUGGAAUUUAUUCAACAAUCAAUAUGAUCCUAUUUCGUUUUAUUUGCAUCGAGCAUUGAGCCCUGAAAAAUUUCAUUAUCGUAUUCCGUUUUAUGCAUCAGUUCUUUCGCCUACAAAUAUUUCUUUCAAUGGAGAUUUACAAAAUGUCAUGGAUCAAGAAAUUCUUUAUGCUAAACAUGCUGGUAUAGAUUAUUGGGCAUUCGAUACAUACUGUCAAUUUGGAAGCAAUUGUACUACUAAUAAUACAUAUUGCAGUCAAUAUUAUACACAAACUUCAAAUCUGUAUUGUCCUCGAAAUCCUGCUUAUGGAUUAAAUUUAUAUCUUUCAAGUGAAUAUAAAUCUUUACUCAAUUUUACUUUUAUUUUAUUGGGUUCGUCGCCGUGUGAUGCCAGUUUUCAACAAAGUUAUAUUGAUCUUAUGAAACUUCCUCAAUUUCAAACUGUACGAGGAGGUCGUCCACUUUUAUAUUUAUUUCAAUUCGACAAUGCUGAAGCGGACAAGUGUGGAGGUGGAUGGCUCGGUAGCGGACAAGUAUUUCAAAAAUUUAGACAAAUGGCUAUUAGUCAAGGCCUUCAAAAUCCUUACUUAGUUUUGAUGGAUUUUGAUGUUAGAACAGUUCAAUCGCAUGCUUCUAUGCUUGGAUUUGAUGCAAUUUCAACAUAUGCAUUACCUGGUGGAACAAUCGAUGGAACUCCAUUUGUUGAAUUAUUUAAUUCAGCUCAACGGUGGUGGCAGUCUGCAUCUGACAUUGGUGCUAAAAUAGUACCCAUCGCUCCUACUGGUUGGGAUCCGCGACCACGUGCUGAGAAUCCAGUACCAUGGGUUAAUGAAGGACCAGAACAUUAUAUUCAGCCAACAGUUGAAGAAUUACAACAGUUAAUUCGAAGUGGAAUUAAUUUUACAUGUACUCACAAUCAAACAGCUGAAGCACAAACAAUAAUCAUUUAUGCAUGGAAUGAAAGUAGCGAAACUAGCGGCUCACUCGUUCCGUCGAUGGGAAAUGGUACUUUGUAUAUCGAUGCUUUAUCAAAAAUUCUUCCCAUGUUUUGUUAA
Rotaria socialis is the source of this 1164-nucleotide messenger RNA. NCBI's taxonomy places the organism in Eukaryota, Metazoa, Rotifera, Eurotatoria, Philodinida, Philodinidae. The record is from the annotation of a GenBank genome assembly.